AUGCUACCUAUAUUAUCUACCCGGCUAUUUGCCCGUUCCCUCCUUCGCGCCAUGUCUACGAGCGAAUUCAAACAAGCCCCUCAUAACAUCCCGGGCCCCAUCGAGGUUGCGGAUGAAGUCCUUUUCGCCAAUGCCCACCCAUCCAUGUCCCACGUUUCUCCGGACUUCGUACCCGUCUUCGGAGAUUCUAUUAGGAUGACCAGAGAGGUGCUGAUCACAAAAUCCGCACAACCAUUCCUCAUCAGCGGCAGCGGAACGCUUGGUUGGGAUCAGGUAGCCUCCAACCUCGUUGAACGGGGCGAUCAUGCUCUCGUUUUAAACUCGGGGUAUUUUGGUGACAGCUUUGCUGAUUGUCUCCAAACAUAUGGCGGGUCCGUAAAGCAGUUGAAAGCCCCCAUUGGCGGCACUGUUCCCCUGGCCGACAUAGAGACUGCGUUGAAGAGCGAAAAAUACAAAGUGCUCACUUUCACCCACGUUGAUACUUCGACUGGUGUGCUCUCUGACGCACAUGCUAUCGCCCAAGUUGUUAAACGCGUUUCUCCGGAAACCCUGAUUGUGAUGGACGGCGUGUGCUCCGUCGCAUCUGAGGAAAUCCAAUUUGACGAUUGGGGUUUAGAUGUUGUGUUGACAGCGUCACAAAAAGGACUGGGGACACCUCCAGGUCUUAGUAUCGUCGUCGUCAGCGAACGCGCGAUACAGGUAUACAAGAAGAGAAAAACGCCCGUAACCUCAUAUUAUGCCUCUUGGGACAAGUGGCUUCCAAUAAUGAAAGCAUACGAAGCUGGAUCAGCAGCAUACUUUGCUACACCUCCUGUUAACCUUAUUUAUGCAUACCAUGCGUCGUUGCAAUUAAUCACUGCAUCCAAACAAGGUCCCUCACUGCAAGAACGAUUCGCGUUGCACAAAGAGGCUAGCCGGCGCGUGAAAGAGGCUGCGGCCCAACUGGGGAUGAAACAGGUCCCUUUGAAUGAACGGGAAGCGGCGAAUGGGAUGUCUGCUUUGUAUUUCCCCGAUGGAAUCACCGCAUCCGACCUGCUUCCCCGCUUGGCUACAAGAGAGGUGAUCGUUGCUGGUGGAUUGCAUUCGGCUAUUCGCGACAAAUAUUUCAGAAUAGGACACAUGGGCAUCUCUGUCGUAGAUAAACAGCGUGGUGAUAUCGACAAAGUGAUCAGCUCGUUGCAGGAAACUUUGCAGGAGGCAAGGGCGAGUAAAGAGUAA
Laccaria bicolor S238N-H82 is the source of this 1218-nucleotide messenger RNA. RefSeq lists its product as uncharacterized. Gene Ontology annotation, molecular function: L-alanine:glyoxylate transaminase activity; L-serine:pyruvate transaminase activity. The record is from RefSeq and is a predicted model, not a curated record. The coding region runs from base 1 to 1218 and encodes 405 amino acids. Lineage: Eukaryota; Fungi; Basidiomycota; Agaricomycetes; Agaricales; Hydnangiaceae. Gene Ontology annotation, cellular component: peroxisome. The transcript is spliced from 12 exons.